GGUGGGGAACGGGGCCCCCGGAGGCCGAGGCGUCCCUAGUUACCCCGGGCUUCUGCAGAUCCGCUGGCCUGGAGACAUGACCCGCAAGUGCUCUCCCCCGGCUCCGGAGCCCAAGGCCCCGCUUAGCGGGUCGGUGCUGGCGGAGGCCCUGGUGGUGUUGGCGGUGGUCCUGAGCAUCCACGCGGCCGUGUGGGACCGAUACUCGUGGUGUGCGGUGGCCCUCGCGGUGCAGGCCUUCUACGUCCAGUACAAGUGGGACCGACUGCUGCAGCAGGGGAACGCCGUCUUCCAGUUCCGAAUGUCGGCCAACAGUGGCCUGCUGCCUGCCUCCAUGGUCAUGCCCCUGCUGGGGCUCGUCAUGAAGGAGCGGUGCGAGGCUGCAGAGAACCCGCACUUCGAGCGCUUUGGCAUUGUGGUGGCAGCCACCGGCAUGGCCGUGGCUCUCUUCUCCUCCGUGUUGGCGCUGGGCAUCACUCGCCCGCUGCCCACCAACACGUGUGCCAUCUCUGGUUUGGCGGGAGGUAUCAUCAUUUAUAUCAUGAAGCAUUCACUCAGCGUGGGUGAGGUGAUUGAGGUCCUGGAAGUCCUGCUGAUCUUCGUUUAUCUCAACAUGAUCCUGCUGAACCUGCUGCCUCGCUGCUUCACCCCUGGGGAAGCGCUGCUGGUACUGGGUGGCAUUAGCUUCGUCCUCAACCAACUCAUUAAGCGUUCUCUGACUGUGGUAGAAAGCCAGGGAGACCCCGUCGACUUCUUCCUGCUGGUGGUGGUGGUAGGGAUGGUGCUCAUGGGUGUUUUCUUCAGCAUCCUCUUUCUCUUCAUGGACUCAAGCACCUGGGCCUCCUCCAUCUUCUUCCACCUCAUGACAUGUGUGUUGGGCCUCGGAGUGGUCCUGCCCUGGCUGCAUUGGCUCAUUCACAAGAACCCCUUACUCUGGCUUCUGCAGUUCCUCUUUCAGACAGAAACCCGCAUUUAUCUCCUCGCUUAUUGGUCUCUGCUGGCCUCUGUGGCCUGCCUGGUGGUGCUGUACCAGAACACUAAGCGAUCAUCUUCUGAGUCUAAGAAGCAUCAGGCUCCCACCAUCACCAGGAAGUAUUUCCACUUUAUCGUGGUAGCCACUUACAUCCCAGGUAUCAUCUUUGACCGCCCCCUUCUCUAUGUGGCCUCUACUGUAUGUCUGGCGGUUUUCAUCUUCCUGGAGUAUGUGCGCUACUUCCGCAUCAAGCCUUUGGGGCACAUGCUGAGGAGCCUCCUGUCCCUAUUCCUGGAUGAACGAGACAGUGGACCACUUAUCCUGACACAUAUCUACCUACUACUGGGCAUGUCUCUUCCCAUUUGGCUAAUCCCCAGACCCUGCACACAGAAGGGCAGCCUGGGAGGAGCAAGGGCUCUAGUCCCCUAUGCUGGUGUCUUAGCCGUUGGUGUGGGGGAUACCGUGGCCUCCAUCUUUGGCAGCACCAUGGGGGAAAUCCGCUGGCCUGGAACCAAGAAGACUUUUGAAGGAACCAUGACAUCGAUAUUUGCCCAGAUUAUUUCUGUAGCUCUCAUCUUAAUCUUUGACAGUGGUGUGGACCUAAACUACAGUUAUGCUUGGAUUUUGGGGUCCAUCAGCACUGUGUCCCUCCUGGAAGCAUAUACUACACAGAUAGACAAUCUCCUUUUGCCUCUCUACCUCCUGAUAUUGUUGAUGGCCUAGCUGUUGUGCAGCAGCAAUGAUGCAGUAAAUAGUGUCCUGGGGAGAAUGAAUGGUCCCCACUGUACAUGGACAGAAAGAACCAAGGGGUGACACACAGAUUGGGAUUUUCAUUUGAUUCAGACAAAAUAAAUUUUUAAAAGCUC
Molecule: messenger RNA, 1836 nt
Organism: Perognathus longimembris pacificus (Pacific pocket mouse)
Lineage: Eukaryota; Metazoa; Chordata; Mammalia; Rodentia; Heteromyidae
Gene: Dolk
Product: dolichol kinase
Exons: 1
Coding region: 77-1693 (538 amino acids)
Biological process (GO): dolichyl monophosphate biosynthetic process
Cellular component (GO): endoplasmic reticulum membrane
Molecular function (GO): dolichol kinase activity
Source: RefSeq, a predicted model, not a curated record